This is a messenger RNA of Medicago truncatula (barrel medic), 1931 nucleotides long. Its product is annotated as probable serine/threonine-protein kinase PBL9. Gene Ontology annotation, molecular function: protein kinase activity; ATP binding. Gene Ontology annotation, biological process: protein phosphorylation. The transcript is spliced from 7 exons. Lineage: Eukaryota; Viridiplantae; Streptophyta; Magnoliopsida; Fabales; Fabaceae. The coding region runs from base 210 to 1433 and encodes 407 amino acids. The record is from RefSeq and is a predicted model, not a curated record.
CUUUGAUGAACGUCACUGUGAUGUGAGUCUGUGACCACACCAUACCAUACCCACCUCUCUUGUUCCUUUCCAUUUCUUUCUACUCCCAACUUUCUAUUUACUUACCCCAAAAACAAUCUCACCUGACCUCUCUCUCUCUCUCUCUCAGUAGGUUCUUUCCCCACCACUAAAAUAAACAGUUUUGCUUAAUAUUGCAAUCUUCAGGGAACAUGGGAGUUUGUUUGAGUGCUCAAAUCAAAGCUGAGAGUCCUUUUAACACUGGGUUCAAUUCAAAGAACUCAAAUUCAGCUGGAAAUGAUCUGAGCAGCACAAACAGUAAGGUUUCAGCUGCAUCAGUGCCUCCGACUCCUCGGAGCGAGGGCGAGAUCUUGCAGUCAUCAAAUUUAAAGAGCUAUACCUUAGCUGAACUUAAGUCGGCUACUAGAAAUUUUCGACCGGAUAGUGUGUUAGGAGAAGGUGGUUUUGGAUCAGUUUUUAAGGGUUGGAUCGAUGAGAAUACAUUGGUUGCUGCCAAACCGGGUACUGGCAUAGUUAUUGCUGUUAAAAGACUUAAUCAAGAAAGCUUCCAGGGUCACAGGGAGUGGUUGGCUGAAGUCAACUAUCUUGGACAGUUUUCUCAUCCUCAUUUAGUGAGAUUGAUCGGUUAUUGCCUUGAAGAUGAACACCGUCUUCUCGUCUAUGAGUUUAUGCCUCGUGGAAGCUUGGAGAAUCACUUGUUCAGGAGAGGAUCAUAUUUUCAACCUCUUUCAUGGAGCCUUCGUCUGAAGGUUGCUCUUGACGCUGCCAAAGGGCUUGCAUUUCUGCACAGUGAUGAAAAUAAAGUGAUAUAUAGAGAUUUUAAGACUUCAAAUAUCUUGUUGGAUUCCGAUUAUAAUGCAAAGCUUUCUGAUUUCGGGCUGGCAAAGGAUGGUCCAACAGGUGACAAAAGCCACGUCUCCACCAGGGUAAUGGGAACCUAUGGAUAUGCAGCUCCUGAAUAUCUAGCUACAGGUCAUCUUACUACUAAGAGCGAUGUCUAUAGUUUUGGAGUUGUCCUGCUUGAAAUGUUAUCCGGUAAGAGGGCAGUUGACAAGAAUAGACCAUCUGGACAACACAGCUUGGUGGAAUGGGCUAAACCCUAUCUCGCUAACAAACGUAAGGUUUUCAGUGUGUUAGACAGUCGGCUCGAAGGACAGUAUUCAUCAGAUGAGUCCUACAGGGUAGCCACACUUGCUUUGCGAUGCCUAUCAACAGAAUCCAGGUACAGGCCCAACAUGGAUGAAGUUGUUAGAAUUUUGGAGCAGCUCAAGGUUCCUGAUGUGAAUGUAAAUCGUAAGCGUGCGCGGAGAAAAAGUGCUGAUGAUGUUACCCGUGUGAGGACUCACAAAUCUUGUGCUAGUGCCAAGACUCACACAUCUUAUCCACGUAUCACGUUAUCUCCUCUCUAUACUUGAAAUUGAAGAUACGCAAAACCUUUCAACUUAGCAGAAUUGAAUGUUCUGUGGCCAAACUAGGGAAAGCACCAUGCAUAAUUUGCCGGCGAUCUUGUCAUGAAUACUAGCACCUCUGUACUGUACAUAUCAUAUUCCAGCUAAUAUAUUCAAAACCAAGCUUCUCUUAACAUUUCUAGGUGAGAUUGUUGAUGUUCAGCAAUUAAUAUAUAUUUUGAGCUAUGUAGCAUCGACACUUCACAUAAAAGGCUAUCCGACAUGUGGUUACUUUCAUCUUUUCCAUUUUCUAAUAUUAUUUGUGUCCGUCCGUGUCAUCGAUGCUUCCUAGGUUUUGAGUUCUGUCAAGUAGCUGGGGUUUGUAGGUACUUUUGUAUCAUUGCUAUGGUUAGCUCAUUUUUGUUAGUGUCUGUGUUGGGGUGAUGUCGUUUUUCCUAAUCUAUUUUGUAACACAUGGUUGCCAUAGUAUAUAAUAUAGUACUAAAAAUAUUUUAAGGGCUGAUG